AGAGCGGCGGCAUCUGCUCCGCCUCCCGCCCCUGCUCCCGCCCUGCCGGCAGCCGGAGCCGCGAUGAGCCCGUCCUUCUCGCUGGCCGAGUGCGAGGUGCUGGGCUUUGACCUGGACCACACGCUAUGCCGCUACCGCCUCCCGCGCAGCUGCNAGCUAAUAUAUGACAGUUUUGCUCAGUACCUGGUAACGGAAAAGGGUUAUGAUAAAGACUUGCUGACUGUAACUCCAGAAAACUGGGAUUUUUGCUGUAAAGGCUUGGCUUUGGAUCUAGAAGAUGGGAACUUCCUUAAACUUGCAAAAGAUGGAACAAUUUUGAGGGCAAGCCAUGGUAUGAAGAGCAUGACUCCUGAAGAGAUCUUGGAGACUUAUGGAAGGAAGGAAUGGAAGCACUUUAAAACAGUCAGUGGAAUGAUCUCCCGUACAGCUAAAUAUUACUUCUAUGAUAACUAUUUUGACCUACCAGGAGCCCUUCUUUGUGCAAGGAUUGUUGAUAUCUUAGACCAGCAAGACGGUCAGAAAAAAUAUGAUUUUUGGAAGGACGUGGUUGCUGCUAUACAACAUAAUUAUAAAACCUCAGCUUUUAAAGAAAACUGUGGGACAUAUUUCCCAGAAGUGAAAAAUGAUCCAGGAAAAUAUAUACAAAGAUGUCCUGAGUCAGUGAAAAAGUGGCUAAGACAACUGAAAAAUGCAGGGAAGGUCCUGCUAUUAAUUACCAGCUCCCACAGUGACUACUGCAGGCUGCUGUGUGAACACAUCCUUGGGAAUGAUUUUGCAGAGUUUUUUGACAUUGUGAUCACAAAUGCUUUGAAACCUGGUUUCUUCUCACAUACGCCAAACCAAAGGCCUUUCCGAACACUUGAGAAUGAUGAGGAGCAGGAAGCUCUGCUAUCCUUGGACAAACCUGGCUGGUAUUCCCAAGGUAAUGCUACCCAACUUUAUGAACUCUUGAAAAAGAUGACCGGCAAGUUAGAACCCAAGGUUGUUUAUUUUGGUGACAGCAUGCACUCAGAUAUUUUUCCAGCCCGUCACUAUAGCAACUGGGAGACUGUCUUCAUUUUAGAAGAGCUUAGAGGGGAUGAAAUUAUAACGCCUGUGGAGACUGAGUCUGAGCCUUUGGAGAAGAAAGGAAAAUAUGAGGGACAUCAUCCCAAAGCUCCUAAUUCUGACUCUAAACAGUGGGGCUCUUUCUUUGUGGAUAAUAUCUCAGGAUUGGAAAGUACAGAAGACACCCUAGUUCAAACAUGGUGUUGCAAAUGCAUUAGUACUUAUAGCACUAUUGCAAUCCCAAGUAUUGAAGCAAUAGCAGAUUUGCCUCUGGAUUAUAGAUUUACCCGAUUUUCCUCAAAUAGCUCUGAAACUGCUGGUUUUUAUCCAAAUCCUCCAAGAUCAUUGCUGUCAAAUGGAUAUUUCAAAGAUGGUUUGGCUUCCAUUGCGACUUGGAGAUCUGAUGCCACAAUGAGGACUCACACACGGGGGGCCCCGAGUGUGUUUUUCAUAAACGUGGUUUAUUUCGCAUUGGCCUAUAGUACUGAUGAGAACCCAAGAACUGUGAUUCCUUUCAUCAAUGCCAACUACGACAGCUACCCCAUGCUUUACUUUUCUAAAGGAGAGGUGGGAGAUUUGCGGCUCAAGGCGGUCACUACACAUCAGCACAUCACAGAUCGGUUGACUGAGGCAGUGCAGACCAUGCUAUCCAAUCCACUGGAGUACCUUCCUCCCUGGGACCCCAAGGAAUUCAGCGCUCGGUGGAAUGAAAUAUAUGGAAACAACCUAGGUGCCCUGGCAAUGUUCUGUGUGCUCUACCCUGAGAACCUCGAAGCCAUAAACAUGGCCAAGGACUACAUGGAAAGGAUGGCGGCUCAGCCUAGUUGGUUAGUGAAGGAUGCACCAUGGGAUGAAGUCCCUCUUGCUCAUUCUUUAGUUGGUUUUGCCACUGCUUAUGACUUCUUGUACAAUUACCUGAGCAAGAAUCAACAGGAGAGAUUUCUUGAGGUCAUUGCCAAUGCCUCAGGAUAUAUGUAUGAAACAUCAUACAGGCGUGGAUGGGGUUUCCAAUACCUACAUAACCAUCAGCCUACCAACUGUGUGGCACUGCUGGCAGGAAGCCUGGUUCUGAUGAAUCAAGGCUAUUUGCAGGAAGCAUACUUAUGGACUAAGCAGGUGCUUGCAAUCAUGGAGAAGUCUAUAGUCCUGCUGCAAGAAGUUACAGAUGGAUCUCUCUAUGAAGGAGUGGCUUACGGCAGCUACACCACCAGAUCUCUCUUUCAAUACAUAUUUCUUGUCCAAAGACACUUUGGCAUCAACCACUUCAACCAUCCCUGGCUAAAACAGCACUUUGCAUUUAUGUAUAGAACUGUCCUCCCAGGAUUUCAGAGAACUGUAGCCAUUGCAGACUCCAACUAUAACUGGUUCUAUGGGCCAGAAAGCCAGUUGGUAUUUCUUGACAAAUUCGUCAUGCGCAACGGCAGCGGGAAUUGGUUGGCUGAUCAGAUUAGAAAGAAUCGGGUGGUGGAAGGCCCAGGGACUCCAUCCAAAGGACAGCGGUGGUGCACUCUUCACACUGAAUUUCUUUGGUAUGAUGCAAGUUUGCACUCUGUACCUCCACCAGACUAUGGAAUUCCAAAACUACAUUAUUUUGAAGACUGGGGAGUUGUAACAUAUGGAAGUGCAUUGCCAGCUGAAAUCAACAGGCCCUUCCUCUCCUUCAAAUCAGGAAAGCUGGGAGGACGUGCAAUAUAUGAUAUUGUUCAUAAAAAUAAGUACAAAGAAUGGAUCAAGGGGUGGAGGAACUUUAAUGCCGGGCAUGAACACCCUGAUCAGAACUCCUUUACCUUUGCUCCCAACGGUGUCCCUUUUAUUACAGAAGCCCUGUAUGGGCCAAAGUAUACCUUCUUUAACAAUGUGUUGAUGUUUUCUCCAGCUAUGUCAAAAAGCUGCUUUUUUCCAUGGGAAGGGCAGAUUACAGAGGACUGCUCAUCAAAGUGGUUGAAAUAUAAGCAUGACUUGGCUGGGGACUGCCAGGGUAGAGUGGUUGCAGCAAUGGAGAGAAGUGGUGUGGUUUUUAUCAGGGGAGAAGGAGUGGGUGCUUACAACCCAAAACUGAAGUUAAAACAUUUCCAAAGAAACCUUGUACUUCUACAUCCUCAGCUUCUUUUGCUGGUGGACCAAAUUCAUCUUGAAGAUGACAGCCCCCUAGAGGCAACAACCAGCUUCUUCCACAAUGUGGAUAUGCCUUUUGAAGAAACUGUUAUUGAUAAUGUCCAUGGGGCCUUUAUUAGGCACCAUGAUGAGAUGUAUAAGAUGUACUGGAUGGAUGAUGCUGGCUACAGUGAGAAAGCUACCAUUGCCUCAAAAAUGUAUCCUCGGGGAUAUCCAUACAAUGGAACAAACUUUGUGAAUGUAACAACCCACUUGCGACACCCAAUCACCAGAGGAGUUUACCUCUUCAUAGGACCUUCCAUAGAUGUCCAGAGUUUUGAUGUCCGUGGAGAUGCUGACCAACUGGAUGUCUUCGUAACAACUAGUGAGCAUUCCUAUGCAAUUUAUCUGUGGACAGUUGAGAAUGGAGCCCAUUCUGUCUUUGCACAAGUUAUCGCAGACCGACAAAAAAUUAUGUUUGACCAUGUUUCUGCCAUUAAGAGCUCUGCAGUGCCAGAAGUGGAAGAUUAUGUGGGCAUUGUGGAACAGAAUCUUCAGAAUUUCAAGCCUGUUUUCCAGCAGCUUGAGAAGCAAAUCCUGUCCCGUGUGCGCAACACAGAUAGCUUUAGAAAAACUGCUGAGCGCCUGCUGAGGUUUUCAGAUAAGAGACAGACAGAGGAGGCUAUUGACAGAAUAUUUGCUAUCUCCCAGCGGCAGCAGCACCAGCAGCAAGGCAGGGCAAAGAAAAGCAAAAAGGUAGCCAAAGGCUACAAGUUUGUUGAUGCUGUUCCUGACAUUUUUGCACAGAUUGAGGUAAAUGAAAGAAAAGUGCGACAAAAAGCACAGACUCAAGCACAAAAUGAGCUGCCCGUGGAUGAAGAUGAGGAAAUGAAAGACCUUUUGGAUUUUGCAGAUGUUACCUAUGUAAAGCACAAAACUGGGGCAUCACUCAAAGGUCGAUCAGGACUAGCACAUAUGAUGACCACUGCCCGAACCAGUGCAUCAUUAGUAUCAGCUUCGUACACCCGCCUUUUCCUAAUUCUGAACAUUGCUAUUUUCUUUGUCAUGCUGGCAAUGCAGCUGACCUGCUUUCAAAGAGCCAAGAGCCUACAUGGCCAAAGAUGCCUUUAUGCAGUACUUUUAGUUGACAGUUGUAUAUUAUUGUGGCUGUAUUCAUCUUGUUCCCAGUCACAAUGUUAACAAAAGACCAUGUACUACUUGACCAGUUUAUGGUCAUAUAUGUCUAUGCAAAAGCAUUAACCCUAAUAGGGCCAGAGUUUGUUUGUUCCUUUUCUGAAACAUUCCAGGAGGCAGCUGGGGAGAGAUUGAUUUCACACCAUGAGAGGAAGGAAAGUAAUGGGGCUCGUAAUGCAUUCCUCUGAGAAUUAAGUGCUCUUCAUCUGUUCUUUGGGUUGGAUUUAACAUCUGAAGGAAUGUUAUGCUUUGUUCAUCAGAGUACAUUAUAUUAAGCUGUAAUUAAUUUUUGCAAGAAAGAAAUAGAAUCCUCUUUUAUGGGACUUUUGUUUCCUAAGAGCUUUGGUUUUAUACACAAUUUGGUUUGCAUAGUUUAAUUUCAGACUGCUGCAGAGACCUAUAAAUAGGCCCUGUUUUAAUUUGCAGGCCCAGCUCACUAAUAUCCUGGCCCAAUCAUGGCAGGGGCCACCAUUGUCAUACCCAGAUCAUGGCACCCCAUCCCCUCCCCAGGCCCCCUAAUUGUCUGAGGGGGAAGAUUUAAGGUCAGGUUUAAUUGCAGCAGCAGAAGCCUUGCUCCCAAGGCCUCAGCUCACUGCUGAGAAGCCCAUGGCCCCCACGCCUCCUCCCCCCCAACUCACUGGACUAAGAUGUUUUUGGUUUGCCUGGAUUUCGUCUUACUGAAGGCAGAGAGUAGCAUGAUUGCAUCAGGGAAGCAGGCAGGCAAGAGGCUUUAUCCUGGGCUUGGAAACUGCUGGCUUCCUUGGGCAGAAAGCCCUGGUGCUAAACUGUGUGUGUGCGCACAUGCGUAUGUUCUCUCCCCCCAGCCCCUGGCACCCCAGUUUUCCUACCUGGAGAAGCAAACAGCCCCUCCCCUACCCAGUGCCAAGGCCCAGAGGAUGGAGAAGGCAGGCAGCCCUCAGGUGCCCCCAACCCUCCAUGCAAUCCCCAGGUGCCCUAGUUUUCCUACCUGGAGGAGCAAACAGCCCCUCUCUUACCCUUCCCCAAGCUCUUUCCUCCCCCUGUCCCUUGUGCAACCCCUUCCCCCUUCCCCUGGGCUGCCAGACUUUUGCUGCUGGCUGAAGAAUGCUGGGGAAGUUGACAGCAAGCAGCCAUAUCAUGGCAUUUAAUUGCAAAUCACAUUUUUCAUAAAAAUCACUUAAUUUCAUGAUUUUCACAACAAAAUGUGAAAUUGCAAUUUAAGCCAAGCCCUACCUAUUAAUGUGGCAUCCUUUUUUCAAAGAUAAGGUGUGCAGAGAGCUGCAAGUAGAAGAUUUUAUUCUUUUCCUUCAAACAGUGGCAAUGCAUAGGGGGUGCACAUGCAGCCUCUGACAGUGCUGGUGUACCCCCUGACAGCAGUGUUCCUGGGCAGAGGGGGUGCAGGCGAAGCACUGGUGCCCCCUUGAGAGCAUUGGCUGGGGAGGAGUGUCCCAGGAGAGGCAGUGCCCCCACGGCCGAUCCCACCGACCAAGAAUUGCCAGCAGUGCACUGCUUCCAGUUGUGGGUCAGCAGAAUGAGACACAGGGUACCCCAGCCCAGCCUGCGGGAUCGGUCACAGGGGACGCCCCCCAGUUGCUGACUGUCCUCUGGGGGGGAGGGGGGCAAGUGCCCCCCCGACUCAGGAGGCAUCACUUGCCCAUGCCUUCAAAUCAGAGAGCAUAGAGCAGCCUGAUCAAAUUACUUUAGAGCCCAUUUAUCAUGAUACCUCCUCUGUGCCUUCAAAAACAGUCACUGUAGGAAAGAGCAGUUUGUUUCACUGGUGACUGAGAGAAAGACAGUUUCAGUGAUCAACAGAUGCCAGAAAGAGGCAGCCAAGGCCCUAAUUUUAUGUCUAUACAUCUUUACUGUGGAGUUGACUAAUUAGCUGUGUAGUAAAACAUCACAGUCUACACAUGCACUGAUAUUAGGGUGCAGUAAAUGAACUCCAACAUAGAACAGUACUGUAACAGACAGUACUAUCCUUGGCAGAGUAAUUACGUGCACUCAAAUGUAUGUGUAGACUGUGAUGGGCUGGCUGGGGCACAAGGAGGCUACAGUGCUGGGGCUGCCUGCUGCCUAACCCCACACUGUAGCACUCUCAUAUCCUAGCCACUCAGAACCUGGGGCUGAUCCCUCAGGUCCCCUGCCAGCCCAGGGCUGCUUUGCCCCAGCCCAUAGUGCUGUGAUCCUGGGUAUACAUGUAAAUGCUGUGCCCAGGAGCAGCUAACUCCAGCGUGUACUAUGAAUUAAUUGCACAUGUAGAUGCACCCAGGGAGUAUCAUUCUGAACCUCUUCCCAUUUCUCAAAUCAGGUGAAAUUUGGAAAAGGGUGAACACUGCUGUCAUUUGUUCUUGAUUUUAUAGAACAGAGUUUCUUAAACCUUUUCACAGUUUUAAGCACAUCUUAAUCAGGAAAUUAACUUUUAGGUCAUCUUCCCUUUCAGAUGCUAUUGGAAGAAAACCCUAACCAUGUGGCAACUCCAUUAAUUGCCUAUGUGGGGGGAAAAGCUGUAUUAAGCAAGUAUUUAAUGUAUUUAUAGCUAUUUAUGUAACUGGAAACACAGAACAGCUAGAACCAUGCAACCAGGCAGCUCUCUGCCAAUCAUUAGGAACACAGGGAUGAAUAAUUUGGGGAUUGCAGAAUAACAUGGCUUCUGAAAUAAAUUAGUUUGGCACCCUCACUUGCUCAGUUUGUGAAAUUGAUUAUAAAAAAAAAAGCUAUAGAUACCUGGGAAGGGAUUCAGAAUGGGCAGACUAUAGAGCUGAUAUAUUUUGUACAUCUAUACAUCAAAAGAAAAAUCAAUCGUUUGAGUACAUUUUGCUAAAUAAACAAAUUAUAAUUUUUCUCUUG
Molecule: messenger RNA, 7161 nt
Organism: Gavialis gangeticus (Gharial)
Lineage: Eukaryota; Metazoa; Chordata; Crocodylia; Gavialidae
Product: dermatan-sulfate epimerase
Exons: 17
Coding region: 64-4341 (1425 amino acids)
Molecular function (GO): chondroitin-glucuronate 5-epimerase activity
Source: RefSeq, a predicted model, not a curated record